Cornus florida is the source of this 3017-nucleotide messenger RNA. RefSeq names its product G-type lectin S-receptor-like serine/threonine-protein kinase B120. The transcript has 7 exons. NCBI's taxonomy places the organism in Eukaryota, Viridiplantae, Streptophyta, Magnoliopsida, Cornales, Cornaceae. The record is from RefSeq and is a predicted model, not a curated record. Bases 197 to 2770 code for a protein of 857 amino acids. Gene Ontology annotation, biological process: protein phosphorylation; recognition of pollen. Gene Ontology annotation, molecular function: ATP binding; protein serine/threonine kinase activity.
ACAUAGUCAACUAAUAAUGUUCAACAAAAGUUUGUGGUCAAUUUUCUCAAACUUACAUCAAAAUCAUUAGUAAACAAAUAAAGGAUGGCCAUCAGCAACUACCUUGAAUUCACAGGUUCAUGGUUUCUUCUUUCUUAAAACUCAUUUCUAUUCUUUAGAUGAAUCUCCAUCCACACACAGUCCACAUUCAGAUUGUAUGAUGGGCAUCAAUUUCAGAAACCCAACUCCUUUUUUUCUAAGCUCUCUUUUCUUCUUCAUCUUGUGUUCUCUUUCUUCAUUCUGCUUUGCAGCAGAUACACUUUCACAGGGCCAAUCAAUAAAAGAUGGCGAAAACAUUACCUCGGCAGAUCAAAGAUUCGUCCUGGGGUUCUUUAGUCCUGGAAAUUCUACCUUCAGGUAUGUCGGAAUUUGGUACAACAAAAUUCCAACACAAUCUUUCAUAUGGGUUGCUAACAGAGAGAAUCCAAUCUCCGGCAAAGAUGGUGUUCUUACGAUCGGAAACAACGGUAACCUAAUGGUUUUAGAUGGAAAUGGCAGUUCAGUCUGGUCGAGUAAUGCAUCAGUUGUGUCCGGUAACUCUUCCACUGCAAUUCUUAUGAGUAGUACCGGUAAUCUUAUUCUCUCGAGCAACGACAGUGUUGGUGACGCUGCAAAGGCCUUGUGGCAGAGCUUCGACGAUCCAACAGACACUUACUUGCCUGACAUGAAAGUCCACAUGAAUGUUGAUACCGGGGAGAACCAUGUUUUCACUUCUUGGAGAAGUGAGAAUGAUCCUUCCCCUGGGAGGUACUCAAUGGGCGUUGAUCCGCGUGGAUCGCCACAGAUUGUGAUAUGGGAGGGGCAGACUCGACAUUGGAGAAGUGGCCAUUGGAAUGGACUAAUGUUUACAGGUGUUCCUUCCAUGAAUGCCCUCUAUCUGUAUGGUUUUAAGCUUUUUGAUAAGGGAGAUGGUAACAUGUAUUUUACGUAUACGUUGUCAAAUACUUCCGAUAUUGUAAGGUUUCUGAUAACUUCGGAUGGACAUGAGGAGCAGCUAAUGUGGGAAGAAGAUGAAAUGAAGUGGAGUUUGAUACAAUCGCAGCCUGAUAAUGUAUGUGGAGAGUACAACAAGUGUGGGACUUUCGGGAAAUGUUAUGUGAAUGGAUCUUCUAUAUGCAGUUGUAUUGAAGGGUUUGUAGCAAAAGACUUGGAUCAGUGGAAUAGAGGGAAUUGGUCAGGUGGGUGUGUUAGGAGGACACAAUUGCAGUGUGAGACGAAUAGCAGCCUAAUCGAGGGAGGGAAUGGGGAAGAAGAUGGAUUUGUCGAGGUUGAUGGGAUGAAGUUACCGGACUUUGUGGACUACGUGGGAUCAGAUGAUAUCAAUGCUUGCAGAGAUAUGUGUCUGAACAAUUGUUCAUGUAAAGCAUAUGCAUAUGUAAGUGGGAUCAGCUGCAUGAUGUGGAGUGGGGAUUUGGUUGAUCUUCAGCAAUUUGCAGAUGGUGGGAACACGCUCUACAUUCGUCUCGCGAAUUCUGAAUUAGGUGGUGGGAGAAAAAUAACCAAAUUUGUAAUAAUUGCAACAGUGGUGGUGGGCGCAUUCUUUCUAUGUGUAACCAUUUGGCUAUUAUGGAGGUUCGGAGCAAAAUUGAAAGCAUUCUUGAAUCCAUCGCAGAAGAACAAUGAGUUACCGAUGCUUUAUGCACGCAGAAGUGAGGAACUUUCGACAGAUCUUUCUGGACCGGAUGACCUUAGAGUUGAAGGGCAGCAUGUAAGCGGAGCAGAAUUAUCAUUCCUCGAUUUUAAUACUGUGGCAUUAGCUACAAACAAUUUUUCAAAUGAAAACAAGCUCGGACAAGGUGGAUUUGGCCCUGUCUACAAGGGAAAGUUGCCAUGGGGACAAGAAAUAGCUGUAAAGAGGCUUUCAAGAAAGUCUGGACAAGGCUUGGAGGAGUUCAAGAAUGAGAUUACACUAAUUGCCAAAUUACAACACAGAAAUCUUGUUAGACUUCUUGGAUACUGCAUUCAAGGAGAAGAAAAGAUGCUUCUUUAUGAAUACAUGUCUAACAAGAGCUUGGAUACAAUUCUUUUUGACACUGCUAAGCAAGCGCGACUUGACUGGAGGAAACGCUUUACAAUAAUCGAAGGGAUUGCGCGAGGGCUCCUAUAUCUUCACCGAGAUUCAAGACUUAGAAUUAUUCAUAGAGAUCUUAAGGCGAGUAACAUUUUGUUGGAUGAAGAGAUGAACCCGAAAAUUUCAGACUUUGGCAUGGCUAGGAUAUUUGGAGGCAACCAAAAUGAAGCCAAUACAAACCGAGUUGUUGGAACAUACGGCUAUAUGGCUCCCGAGUAUGCAAUGGAAGGUCUAUUUUCUGUCAAGUCUGAUGUGUAUAGUUUUGGAGUAUUAAUACUAGAGAUUAUAACCGGCCGGAGAAACACUAGUUUUCGUUCACCCGAACACUCAAAUAUUAUUGGAUAUGCAUGGGACUUAUGGGAUGGUGAUAAAGCAAUGGAGAUGAUUGAUCCUUCAAUUGCAGAUUCAUGUUGCCAAAAUGAAGUGUUGAGAUGCAUACAAGUAGGGAUGUUGUGUGUGCAGGACAUGGCAUUUGACAGACCAAUAAUGUCGUCUGUGUUGCUGAUGUUGGAGGGUCAAAGUACAAGUAUGCAGAUGCCGAGACGACCGAGUUUUACUUCAAUGAGAAGAAGCUCUAUAGACAUGGAUGAAUCUUGGAAGGAAAGUCGAGACAUUGUAUCCUCAAAUGAUGUAACAAUUAGUGCGAUAAAUGGUAGAUAAUACUUUUAUGCGUGUGUGUGUGUUCCUUCCCCUGUUUCUGUAAUGUGGGUGUUUCUACUCGUGUAUAUUGAUAAGUGAGGCUCAUUGUUGGUGCAAUAGUAAAAGUUCAUAUUUUUUUAAUUUUUUCCUUUGUAAGUUCCUAUUUUUAGGUUGCCAAAUAUGGCUUAGCAAUACUAGACUCAGGUUUUGGGUAGUCCAGUAUGUGACCACGAUUCUAACCCUUUCUUGGUCAAAAUUGUGCAUUGUU